AUGGCAACUUAUCAAGUUCCUGCCCCUGCCCAGAUGUCUUUAAAGGGUGAUAUGAUAGAAAAUUUUAAAACAUUUAAAUCACAAUGGGAAUUUUAUCUAUUGGCUACUGAAUUAGAUAAAAAGAUGCUGAAUGAAGAUGGGACUGCAAAUAAUGCUGGCAAAACGCAGGUAGCUGCUACACUUUGUUCAGUAAUAGGCCCAGGAUGUUUGAAAAUAUUAAACAGCAUUGCUGGUGUCACAGAUGCAGAUAAAAGGGAUCCAGAAAUUAUCUUACAAAAAUUGGAAACACAUUUCAUUCCCCAGAGACAUGUUUUGUUUGAAAGAUUCAAAUUUUUCAGUGCUGUGCAAGCCGAAAAUGAGACAAUAGAUAAUUUAGGUGUAAGAUUGAGACAACUUUCAGCAAGGGCUAGUGAAUUGUCUAAAACACAUAAAGAACAAAUGCGUUCAACACAAGAAAAUACUAAUCAUGAGGUUCAUGGUACACAACGCAUACAGAAACCUAAGAAAACCAAGUUCAAUUUCAAACAGAAGAAGUUCACAGAGAAUAAGUCAGCUUCUUCUCCUCAGGAGACUAAUGAUGAAUGGAGAAAUACUCCUGAUAUUAAUGGAUUUAGCCCAGUUCAAAAGCUUAUGUCUCGAAGAACUAAAACAACUAUGCCAGUUGCUAAUAUCUUACUUCAACCAACUGUAGUUCAAGAUGUUCCUGAAAUGGUUAAGAUAAAGAGACAGAAAGCUAAAUUGAAUUAUGAUCGUUAUACUAAACCUUUGCCUGAAUUAGAAAUUGGUGAACCUGUGAGACUUCAGCCAUUUAAACCAAAACAACCUUGGUCUUCAGGUUCAUGUGUUGGUAAAGUUGGUCCCCGAUCAUAUCUG
Molecule: messenger RNA, 873 nt
Organism: Lottia gigantea (owl limpet)
Lineage: Eukaryota; Metazoa; Mollusca; Gastropoda; Lottiidae
Exons: 3
Source: RefSeq, a predicted model, not a curated record